Kockovaella imperatae is the source of this 2815-nucleotide messenger RNA. RefSeq lists its product as hypothetical. The record is from RefSeq and is a predicted model, not a curated record. Gene Ontology annotation, molecular function: protein binding. Bases 305 to 2662 code for a protein of 785 amino acids. Lineage: Eukaryota; Fungi; Basidiomycota; Tremellomycetes; Tremellales; Cuniculitremaceae. The transcript is spliced from 4 exons.
UAGCGGGUGUGGGAUUUACUAAUGGCUCAUUAGAAAAAACCGGUCAGAGCAGUCAUUAGGAUUCAAGUCAGCACGUGGCUGAAAUUCUUAAAGUCCGUCCACCACAAAAGUCAGUCGCCUCGUUUGUCCAACCCACAGCAUUCCAACCCAACAAUGUCUCACGCGCCAGGGAUGAAUCGAUCCUUUAGCCCCGUUUGAUCCAGCGUAAAAUGGUCAACUGAGCUGGCUGGCUCUAGGAUCACUGGAGCUUCGAUCUCGCACUGUCUCAUCGUCAUCCCUCCGAAAGGCUUCACAGCCUUACACCAUGCCGACGUCUGACUCGGCGCACCAUUACCAUGUCGGGGUCGAGCAGAUGAAGAAGAAGGAAUAUGCAGCGGCUUAUGCAUCAUUUGACAAGGCGAUCAUGCUCUCGCGUGUGAAGAGCCUUGCCACCUUUGACAUGAGAGUUUACGCCAUGAGCAGGAUGGGAAGCGGUUGGAUCAAUUCGGCAUUGGAAAGGGCACAGAAGAACUGUGAGGAAUUCGACAACGAUGUGAACUCUUGGAAGACAUGGCUUCGCCUCGCAGACGUUCUCUAUUCAAAAGGAGAAUUCCACGCCGCCGACGGGGCUUUGAACGACGCGGUCAAACGUAUGGACAAACUGUCAUCGGCAGCGAGACGCGCAAAUGCAUUAGAAAUUAUCGAGAAACUUAGAGAUAAAGUUCGAACAGCUUAUCGCGAAAAGCAGCUCGCUCGGAAACUCAACGCGCAGCAGGUCAUCGAAGAACAAAACAAAGCCGAGAAGCGUAAACGAGACGCCUUGCGAGCGAGAAUGAACCACAUCAAAAUGUUGCCUCGCGACACUCUCCUGAUGAUUGCCGAAGUGGCCGUUGGGGCAAAUCCGAAUAUCGGUGUGGUGAUGGCGGGAGUGUGUCGCGAGUGGAGACGGACGAUGACACCUUGUCCACAACUUUGGAAAAGGCUCGUACUUGGUUCUCGACGACCAGUCGACAAAGCUAUGUUGUGGCAUCAACGGAGUGGAGGUAGGCUCAACGAACUGUCUUUUUCAGAGACAUUCGACGCGUCCAACCAUGUCGCCAUCGCUGCCGCGUUGAGGGACUCGCUGGCGAGCAUCAAGAGCCUGUCUUUGGCGGAGACGACAGAGCGGUUGGAUCCUUACAGAGGUCGACUCAAGUCAAUCGAGCGAUUGACAGGUAAAUCCAAUAAUAGGUUUGGACCAUAUCUCGAAUUCGGCUUUAUACAUCCAUCAACGACGACUUUACGAUCUCUCUCUCUACAGACGGGCAGAUUGUGUGUCUCUUCAAACUUCUUUGGUAUCCUCGUCCCUGGAGCUGCGGUUCCCGGACCAGUGCUUGACAAUAUCAUCAAGCAUUUAUCUACCCUGCGCUCCGUCGAGAUGGAGAACUGUGAAGUGCUUGGGGACGUGUUCAACGGGACGUUUGCCAUGUGCUCUCGAGCCUCCCUGUUUCAGCAUCUCAAACAGGCUGAAAUCUGCAAAUUCAACGCAGUCAGCUGGACAUCCUACGGUCCUGUUCAGGCCCCUCCGAUGCUGCCACCUGGAGUCCAAGCUCCGCCGAAUCUGGGCCGAAUCGAUUUGCCUCAACUCAAGACAUACGAAGAGACUGCAGCAAACUGUCAACUGGAAGGACCAUUGUUCGAGGCCAUCCAUGUCCCAAACCUUACUUCGCUUCACCUCUUCGACUUGCGGUCUGGUGCUCAAUCCGACGCUCUUUCUCAAUUACGAGCCCCAGGACUCGUUCACGCGUUACCCAACCUGAUCAGCCUUGAUAUCGGCAAGUCUGCGUUGGACCAAGCUCAGCUUUUGAUCGUACUCAAAGAUUUGAAAAGCUUGCGAUUCCUCAACCUCUCAUUCUGUGGUAUAAACAACGCCUUUCUCGAUGCCAUUCAGCUCAAGGACGAACUGAGCGAUGCGGACCAAAUUUUGCCUCACCUCACUGCGUUGUCAAUAGCAGGCCACGAGACGGUCACCACUGGCGCUGUUCGGGAUUUCCUCAAUUCAAGAUUACCCAUCUCUGAGCGGAUCCCUAAACGAGUGGAGAAACCACUGGCAAAGGGACCGUCCAUGUUCAAACCAACCGCUCCAAAGCGAGUCAUACCUGCUUCUCAGCAGUCACUUGGAGGAUCAUCCCAACGCGUUCCUGCUACGCAGGUCAAGUCAUCCUCCAUCCACAGUAUCGCACUGUCUACCCAGCCGCCAAGUAGCUUUGCACUCUCCCAGGAUCCUGAUUCUUUACCUGUGAAUCCUCGAAUCGAUUGGCUGAAUCUUGACGCCUGUGAGAGUAUAGAGAGCACAGCUGUGGAGCUCUGGCGCUCUCGGACGAGGUUCAUCUCUAAUUGGCUAGGCGUACCGGAUUACGACAGGAUUCGAGGCAAAGGUAAAUGGGCAUGGGAUGCAGACUGGACGGAAGACUGUGGAAGAGGGACAGAUCUGGGAUGUCAUUUGAGGCCUGUUCCUGGACGUCAAGGUGCAUUUGAAGUCUGGCAUACUUGCCGGUCUGGAUGGACCUCCCUGCCGGAAGACGAGGAUAGCGGAGACUCAGUGGCCGCAAAGGGAAAGAAGUCCGCCGAUAGGAAGAAGGGAUGGCACCAGAUGCCUAAGAAUGUCAGCUCGACAGCAAGUACGCUCGACGAUGCUUUGUAGAGAAGAAUUUCAGUGCCCCUUGCUCGUGUAUAAUAGGGCGAUCGGGGUGUUGUACGCAUACUGUGUUGAUAUGGUUCUGAGAAUUGUUGUCGUUGCACAUACGUGCGAGACAUGUUGCCAUUCUGUUGAUGUUGUAUGCACAUAAUGUACGUG